This is a messenger RNA of Dacryopinax primogenitus, 1106 nucleotides long. RefSeq names its product aldo/keto reductase. The transcript has 5 exons. The record is from RefSeq and is a predicted model, not a curated record. Lineage: Eukaryota; Fungi; Basidiomycota; Dacrymycetes; Dacrymycetales; Dacrymycetaceae. Gene Ontology annotation, cellular component: cytoplasm. Bases 210 to 1106 code for a protein of 298 amino acids.
GUGCUGGCACGGGGUUCAAUUACAUGGGCUGUGGUGGGGUUGAUCCUCUCCCCCAGUUUAAUCUCUUGAUCCAUCCUCGCACUCUCAUCUCACGUUACCUAUGAGGGGUAUAAAAACUCGCGACAUGAUUACCAUGUCGUGACUUCUAAGAAUUGCUCUAGGCUAAACUCCCUCCAGCCUUCUUCCAAACAAGUAGAACUUGAUCCACCAUGUCUCCGACCGACAUGCCCACUCGCACACUUGGUCAUGCCCGCGUGUCUGCUAUCGGCUUUGGCGCUAUGGGCAUUGGCGGCUAUUGCUAUGGAAGUGAUGUUGGGAGCGAUGAGCAGCGUUUCAAAGUGCUUGACCGAGCCUACGAACUCGGCUGCAGGUUUUGGGAUACAGCCAACAUUUACGGUGAUUCGGAGGAACUGAUCGGCCGAUGGUUCGCCGCCAAUCCCGACAAGAGGAAGAACAUCUUUCUCGCCACCAAGUUUGGCAUCCGUAACAGCGCCAUCGCGGAACAAACGGAUUCUGACGACUCAAACCCAAGGGUUGAUGGAAGUCCUGAGAACGUGCGACUGAGCUGCGAGCUCGCACUGAAGAAGCUGCAAGUCGAUAGUAUCGACCUUUUUUACAUUCAUCGCAUCGAUGCCCGCAUUCCGAUCGAGAUUACCGUGCAAGCAAUGGUCGAUCUAGUCAAGGCUGGUAAAGUUCGUUACCUCGGCCUGUCAGAUCCAUCCUCUUUAGCCCUCCGUCGGGCUCAUGCCGUGCAUCCCAUUACCGCGGUUCAGGUCGAGUACGCCCCGACCACGUUGGAUAUCGAAGAUCCGAAAAUCGGCCUUCUGCAAGCUUGUCGUGAACUGGGAGUCAAGGUCAUCCCAUGGAGCCCGCUCGGCCGAGGCAUUUUGACAGGACAAUACAAAUCGGCUGACGAGUUUCCUCCCGACGAUUAUCGCCGCAUCUUGCCCCGUUUCCGGCCGGAGAACUUCCCCAAGGUUCUCAAGGCCGCUGAUACAUUGAAAGAAAUCGCGGAUAACCACGGCGCAACAGCUGGGCAGGUUGCUCUGGCCUGGAUCUUGGCCCAAGGGGAUGAUUUCAUCCCUAUCCCGGGGACGAAAACGUGA